Messenger RNA from Carlito syrichta (Philippine tarsier), 1588 nucleotides. It is a transcript of the gene NR1H3, whose product is annotated as nuclear receptor subfamily 1 group H member 3. Gene Ontology annotation, molecular function: zinc ion binding; nuclear receptor activity; RNA polymerase II cis-regulatory region sequence-specific DNA binding. The record is from RefSeq and is a predicted model, not a curated record. The coding region runs from base 219 to 1448 and encodes 409 amino acids. The transcript is spliced from 9 exons. NCBI's taxonomy places the organism in Eukaryota, Metazoa, Chordata, Mammalia, Primates, Tarsiidae. Gene Ontology annotation, biological process: positive regulation of transcription by RNA polymerase II; lipid metabolic process; negative regulation of transcription by RNA polymerase II.
UCCCUGGGACUCCAGGUCCCUUCUGUGCUCCGCUCCAGCUCGCCGGCUGCCACCGAGGCCUCUGGACAGGGGACUGCACCAUCCUCUUCUCCCAGCAAGGGGGCUCCAGAGACUGCCCCGCCAGGAAGUCGGUGGCCUGGGGACUCGAUCCUGCAGUGCACCUGUGGGAGCUAGAUGCACGAGAUGAAAGGAACCAGGCCCAGCGAGGUGGCAACUGCAUGCUCCAAGAGGAAGUCAGGAUGCUCCAGUCUGCUGGGGGGACUUCGAGGGUGGGGCUGGAGGCAUCAGAGCCCACGGCCCUGCUCCCCAGGGUGGAGACCCUGCCAGAAUCGACAGAGCUCCGUCCACAAAAGCGGAAAAAGGGGCCGGCCCCCAAAAUGCUGGGAAACGAGCUGUGCAGCGUGUGUGGGGACAAGGCCUCUGGUUUCCACUACAACGUGCUGAGCUGCGAGGGCUGCAAGGGCUUCUUCCGCCGCAGUGUCAUCAAGGGUGCGCGCUACAUCUGCCACAGCGGUGGCCACUGCCCCAUGGACACCUACAUGCGUCGCAAGUGCCAGGAGUGUCGACUGCGCAAAUGCCGCCUGGCUGGCAUGCGGGAGGAGUGUGUCCUGUCAGAAGAACAGAUCCGCCUGAAGAAACUGAAGCGGCAAGAGGAGGAACAGGCUCAGGCCACGUCCCUGCCCCCGAGGGCUUCCUCCCCUCCCCAAGUCCUGCCCCAGCUCAGCCCGGAACAGCGGGGCAUGAUUGAGAAGCUGGUCGCUGCCCAGCAACAGUGCAACAGGCGCUCCUUUUCCGACCGGCUUCGAGUCACGCCUUGGCCCAUGGCACCAGACCCCCAGAGCCGGGAGGCCCGUCAGCAGCGCUUUGCCCACUUCACGGAGCUGGCCAUUGUCUCCGUUCAGGAGAUCGCUGACUUUGCCAAGCAGCUACCUGGCUUCCUGCAGCUCAGCCGGGAGGACCAGAUCGCUCUACUGAAGACCUCUGCCAUCGAGGUGAUGCUUCUGGAGACAUCUCGGAGGUACAACCCUGGGAGUGAAAGCAUCACUUUCCUCAAGGAUUUUAGUUAUAACCGGGAAGACUUUGCCAAAGCAGGGCUGCAGGUGGAAUUCAUCAAUCCCAUCUUCGAGUUCUCCAGAGCCAUGAAUGAGCUGCAGCUCAAUGAUGCCGAGUUUGCUUUGCUCAUUGCCAUCAGCAUCUUCUCUGCAGACCGGCCCAACGUGCAGGACCAGCUCCAGGUAGAGCGGCUGCAACACACAUAUGUGGAGGCCCUGCAUGCCUACGUUUCCAUCCACCACCCCCAUGACCGACUCAUGUUCCCACGGAUGUUAAUGAAACUGGUGAGCCUCCGGACCCUGAGCAGCGUUCACUCAGAGCAAGUGUUUGCCCUACGCCUGCAGGACAAAAAGCUUCCCCCGCUGCUCUCCGAGAUCUGGGAUGUGCAUGAAUGACUUCUCCCCCGUAUCUUGUUUUCUGGGCCGGAUGGCCGAGGCCCAGUGGCUGCCUGGCGGUGCAGACUGAGAAGGGCAAACAUUCCUGGGAGCUGGGCAAGGAAAUUUUCUUGUGGCAUUAAAGGACAGUCAAAGGGUUG